This is a messenger RNA of Phaeoacremonium minimum UCRPA7, 468 nucleotides long. RefSeq names its product putative non-catalytic module family expansin protein. The transcript has 3 exons. NCBI's taxonomy places the organism in Eukaryota, Fungi, Ascomycota, Sordariomycetes, Togniniales, Togniniaceae. The record is from RefSeq and is a predicted model, not a curated record. Bases 1 to 468 code for a protein of 155 amino acids.
AUGCUUACCACAACGUUCACAGCCUUGAUUGCAGUGGUGGCCAGCUUUGCUGCCGCCUUACCCAGCCCAGCUCAGGCCGAUGCCCCAACACGAGUGGAGGAGCCCUUGUCAAAGCGUACCGAUCAUUACGGUCUCGGGACAAUUUACCAGCAGCUUGGAGGCUAUGGCUCAUGUGGUAUUCAGAACCCCGAUUCUGCUCUGAUCGCCGCUCUUGGAAAUUACUGGAUGAAGAACCAGUAUCAGUCCGAGUAUUGCGGCCGUUUGAUCCAGGUCACGAACACUGGCAGUGAUGAUGGUGUAGGUGGCAAAGGCAAUACCGUCGUUGUAAAGGUGCAAGACACAUGCCCCAGCUGUGAUGAGAAUCACAUCGACUUUUCUGUCGGGGCUUGGAACCAGUUGACCAACAACGCUGCUUGGGGAACUGUGAACAUUGAGUGGCAUUUCUGUAAUGUCAACGGCCAAUGUUAG